GAUGCUUUUGAACUUUGGUGCUGGAGGAAAAUCCUGAGUGUGCCUUGGACCGCAAAAAGAUCCAACCAGUCCAUCCUCCAGGAAAUAAUGCCCGGCUGCUCACUGGAGGGAAGGAUACUAGAGGCAAAGAUGAAGUAUUUUGGCCACAUCAUGAGAAGACAGGAAAGCUUGGAAAAGAGCAUGAUGCUGGGGAAAAUGGAAGGAAAAAGGAAGAGAGGCCAACCAAGGGCAAGAUGGAUGGACAGUAUCCUUGAAGUGACUGGAAUGAACUUGAAGGAACUGGGGGCAGCGACGGCUGACAGGGAGCUCUGGCGUAGACUGAUCCAUGAGGUCACAAAGAGUCGGAAAUGACUGUGUGAAUGAAGAAGAAGAACACAUGCAGUAAAACCUGGCAGUAACCAGGAUAAAAGGGGGUGGCUGGCUAAUAUACAUUUGGGGAAAUUGCGGGUGGAAUUGAGUUAACAGCUGAAAAGCAGGUGUUUAAAAGGUGCGUUUAAAACCCAAUUCCAACCAAAAUGUAUACCUCCGCAUGACUGGAUAUGUCCCAUUUCUAUCCUUCUUUUUUGUAUUAGAUAACAAUGAAAGAAGAUGAAGAUGCAAGAUGUUAAAAAUGCCCAUUCUGUAUUCACUCUUGUACCCUUCCCCAUUCCUCAUAUAUUUUGCAAUAAAAAUGAUAUGGAAAAAAUCAUAAAACAAUCAGGCUAGGUUGUCAUCUUUUCCCUAAUGGAUAUUGAUGCUCUUAAAAACUGCAUAUCAGUCAACUGAUGUUCUCUCCAUUAAUUCUAGAGGCAGAGGGGACAAUUACAUUUGAUGCAUUUUUGCCUGGCAGACACUUGCUUUAAUUAUAGAGCUUCUUCCAGGAAUGUAAAUGGGGUUCCUGUAGAAAAUGGCAAUAAUGACUUUUAUCAAGCUCAGCUCUCAAACACUAGACCACUAUUUUUUAUACUGGGUAAACAUGGAAUGCUACUUGUUGCAUCAUACAUGCCGAAAGUACACUUAAAGAGGAAUUUCUUCUUUCCUUGAUUUUGGAUUUUCAUGAUCUGUGGCUGCUACAGUGUGGAGACUUAAAGGAUUUCUUUCAGUACAAAGGACAGCAGAUUACGUUUCCAAGACCUCCUUUUCCUAGGAAGCCAAGGACUUCAUCAUCCACACAGGAUUCAGUGCAGAAUAUGGAAUGAAUACACUGAGAUUCCAGUUAUGACCACAAAAAUAGGGGUGAUUGAAACCCAUCAUGCUCAUUCAAAUAUUCAUAAUUCAGCUCUCCAGGACAGGAGUAAAAGUACUGAAAGAGUACAAGAUGGUGAAACAAGUAAAUCUGAUGGAGAAAGAGAAAAGGCCACAGUAGAAAAAGUAAACAAGGAAAACCAGAAGAGCAAUGCAGAUCAAUCGGAGAAGAAAAAUGAGAAAGAGAAGGAAAAGAAGGAGGUAUUUGUCAUCGAUCCUUCAGGAAACUUAUACUACAACUGGCUGUUUUGCAUCACAUUGCCUGUCAUGUACAAUUGGACAAUGAUUAUUGCUAGGGCUUGUUUUGAUGAACUUCAGAGUAACAAUUUACAAAUGUGGUUUAUUUUUGACUACAUAUCAGAUGUUAUUUAUGUUGCUGACAUGUUUGUAAGAACCAGGACAGGGUACCUGGAACAAGGUUUGUUGGUGAAAGAAGACAUGAAACUUAAGAAAAGAUAUAAAGGAACAGUUCAAUUUAAAUUAGAUGUACUUUCCAUCAUACCAACUGAUCUACUUUAUUUCAAAUUAGGGUUGAACUAUCCUGAAAUAAGAAUAAACAGGUUACUUAGAAUAUCUCGUUUGUUUGAAUUCUUCCAGCAAACAGAGACAAGAACAAGUUACCCAAAUAUCUUCAGGAUUUCAAAUCUUGUUAUGUAUAUUAUAAUUAUUAUCCACUGGAAUGCAUGUAUCUACUUCUCAAUCUCAAAAGCCAUUGGCUUUGGUACAGACACAUGGGUCUAUCCCAAUAUUACCCAUCCUGAAUUUGGUCGACUUGCUAGAAAAUAUGUAUAUAGCCUCUAUUGGUCAACACUGACUCUAACAACUAUUGGUGAAACACCUCCUCCUGUGAGAGAUGUAGAAUAUGUUUUUGUGGUUGUUGACUUCUUAGUUGGUGUGUUAAUUUUUGCUACGAUUGUUGGUAAUAUUGGUUCUAUGAUCUCUAACAUGAAUGCUGCCCGAGAAGAAUUUCAAGCACGGAUUGAUGCCAUCAAGCAGUACAUGCAAUUUCGGAAUGUGAGCAAAGAUUUAGAAAAAAGAGUUAUCAAGUGGUUUGAUUAUCUGUGGACAAAUAAGAAGGCAGUGGAUGAAAGAAAAGUCUUGAAGUUUCUUCCUGAUAAAUUACGAGCAGAAAUUGCCAUUAAUGUUCAUCUAGAAACAUUGAAGAAAGUUCGAAUCUUUGCAGAUUGUGAAGCUGGUCUAUUGGUUGAACUAGUUUUAAAACUACAGCCUCAGGUAUACAGUCCUGGAGAUUAUAUCUGCCGCAAAGGUGACAUUGGAAGAGAAAUGUACAUUAUCAAAGAAGGCAAACUUGCCGUGGUAGCUGACGACGGAGUCACUCAGUUUGUUGUCCUAAGUGAUGGCAGCUACUUCGGUGAGAUUAGCAUUCUUAACAUCAAAGGCAGCAAAGCUGGAAAUCGGAGGACAGCCAACAUCAGAAGCAUUGGCUAUUCAGAUUUGUUUUGUCUAUAUAAAGAUGAUCUAAUGGAGGCUCUUACAGAAUACCCAGAUGCAAAAGCAAUGCUGGAAGAGAAGGGAAAGCAAAUCCUUAUGAAAGACGGAUUACUUGAUUUAGCAGUUGCAAGUGAUGGAAAAGAUCCUAAAGAUAUGGAGGAAAAAGUUAACCACAUAGAAAUUAUGUUAGAUAAUAUACAGACAAGAUUUGCCAGGCUUUUGGCUGAAUAUGAUGCUGCACAGAAGAAACUGAAGGCAAGGCUAAAGGAAGUUGAGAACAUCGUGAAACCACCUAUACAUUUUGAUUUCUCAAAUUUAGAAGAAAUUGAAAUAGCUCCUGGUCAGUAAAGAAUUAAGAAAAUGCAAUAGAAAUGUGGAUAUUCUGUAUUAAAUUAAAAACUAAUUAAAUAAUAAUUAGUGAAGACAGUAACUAGAUUUGGAAUAUGCCCACAACAUUCAGUUUCUAUCCCUAACAUAUAGUUUCAUGUUAUACAGAGUUGAAAGUUCAGGAUCAUUCCAGGCACUUAGGUUUCCAGACCAAAACUUGAGAUCUAGAAGGGGUACCUGCUGGUAUUAUUAAAUGAUAUCAUGGAUUACUGAGCUUGUGGCUCAAAUACACACAAACACACACACACACACACACACACACACACACAAAUACAUGCAGAAUACACAUUUUACUGCUUGGAAAUUAAGAAAGAAAUCUUUGAUAAAGGGGAUGUUCCUCGACAAAGGUGAAAUGACAGGAUAAGGAACAUUAUUGGAGCCCACUUGCUUCUAGGCAGAAGGUGGAUUCAGAGCUGUCAUGGGUGCCACAAAAUCUGGAAGGGAAAAAGAAAAUAUGCACACUCUUUAGAAAGCCUUUGCAAGUUGUAACAACAAAUAGAUUAAGACAGCUUGCAAACUGCAGCUAGCUACUGCUCUCCUAGCUGGGCCGGAGAUCUUUACACAGUUCUUCCUUCUUGUCCUUGUUUUUUAUUUGGAGGUAAUCUGUGUAAACUAGAGACACAGGAACGAGUCCUGAGAUCUGGCAGCCAUAAUUGUAACUUUAGACAAUGCCAGCAUCUUAUCUGGAUGGUCAAUAUACUAAACAAUAGAUCAGUAUAUGUGUGAAUAAGAAUUAUGUAAAGGUAUAGUGUAUUACUAUUACCUAUAUGCUGCUUCUUGUCUUUUAAAAGAGGCUCAAAGUGGUUAACAAUGCUAACAUUAUAUGGUUUCCAUGAGAAGUUUGUUACACUGCACAAUCAAAACAGCUUUAUAACUGGCAGAAUAUUAUUGUGGUGGCAGCCCAGAAUAUUAGAAUUAUAUAUAAUUAACAGUAUUGUAUUAUAAUAUUUACAGUAUUGUAUUAUAGGCAGUCUCUAAGUUACGAACAAGAUAGGUUCUGUAGGUUUGUUCUUAAGUUGAAUUUGUAUUUAAGUCGGAACAGGUACCUUUUUCAAGUAUAACUCCCACCAAAUACACACACACACACACACACACACACACACACACACACAAGCGCUGGAUGGCAUAGGGAAGGGUUAACACCCCUGUGGUGUUUGUUUUGCUGUCUGUGCCCCUGGUCAGAAGAUCUCACCUCACUUUAUAUCCCUGUGAUAAUUGGAUUUUGAAAAAUUUGGUUUGUUGUGGAAACAAGGAUUGCUGAUAGUUUCGGUGGAGACACCUUUUCCCCAUGAUAACUCUUCCAGGAGUGAAUCUCCCUUCUGAGAGGUAUAUUUCUCUCACUUCCUGUCAUCUCACCCCUGUUGUUAACUAUGAGUCAGUUGCCAUGCGGAUGUUUGUACAAGGAUUGCCUAUAGUAAUUUGAUGUAAGGAAAUCUCACUUUGUUAAUAAAAUAUUUACAGAUAUAUUUUAUACAAAAUAUACAUAAUUUCUGAUGCUGAUGUUUGUAAAGGCAUCUGAUGCACAUAUGUACAUGUUGAAUUUUUAUUCUGAUGCUGUGAUUAUUUAAUUUGAAAUAAAUUAAAUACCGAGCUA
Molecule: messenger RNA, 4657 nt
Organism: Anolis carolinensis (green anole)
Lineage: Eukaryota; Metazoa; Chordata; Lepidosauria; Squamata; Anolidae
Gene: cnga1
Product: cyclic nucleotide gated channel subunit alpha 1
Exons: 7
Coding region: 1198-3024 (608 amino acids)
Biological process (GO): monoatomic cation transmembrane transport
Cellular component (GO): intracellular cyclic nucleotide activated cation channel complex; plasma membrane
Molecular function (GO): intracellularly cGMP-activated cation channel activity; intracellularly cAMP-activated cation channel activity; protein-containing complex binding
Source: RefSeq, a predicted model, not a curated record